Molecule: messenger RNA, 6483 nt
Organism: Bombina bombina (fire-bellied toad)
Lineage: Eukaryota; Metazoa; Chordata; Amphibia; Anura; Bombinatoridae
Gene: ZNF236
Product: zinc finger protein 236
Exons: 33
Coding region: 86-5887 (1933 amino acids)
Biological process (GO): regulation of transcription by RNA polymerase II
Cellular component (GO): nucleus
Molecular function (GO): DNA-binding transcription factor activity, RNA polymerase II-specific; RNA polymerase II cis-regulatory region sequence-specific DNA binding
Source: RefSeq, a predicted model, not a curated record
AAACUUAUGCUGCUGCUUCCGCCGCCGUUUUGUAAAAAAGAGGAAGAGACGACAUUAACCCGAAAGAAAAAAUAAUCCGAUACUAAUGCCGCGGGGUCGCCCCCCUAAAUCCAGGGGUGGGGACGGAUCACAACCAGAUGGUGAUUUAACUUCAAACGGCGAGAAUAAUAAUUAUGCUUACCAUGGAAUAUCCUAUAAGUGUGACAUCUGCCUGUUAUCUUUUCCCAAAGAGACUCAGUACCAGAGACACAUGCGUGACCAUGAGAGGAAUGAUAAGCCUCACCGAUGUGACCAGUGCCCAAUGUCAUUUAAUAUUGAUUUUAACCUGACGCUUCACAAGUCUACACACAAUGUGGAUGAUCCUGUGUGUCCGGCAUGCAACAAGAAGUUCUCUCGAGUGGCGAGUCUAAAAGCCCACAUUAUGCUUCAUGAGAAAGAGGAGAUUCUUAUCUGCUCUGAAUGUGGUGAUGAAUUCACUCUUCAAACUCAUCUUUCUCUCCACAUGGAAGAGCAUCGUCAAGAGAUAGUGGGAAGUAAGACAUACAGUUGCAAAUCAUGCAAGAAGACAUUUGAUUCUGCUCCACAGCUUAAAGACCACAUGAAAACUCACUUAAAAAUCAGGGUCACAAGUACAAGGUCAUACAAUCGAAACAUUGACAGGAGUGGGUUCUCUUACACCUGUCCACACUGUGGUAAAACCUUUCAGAAACCAAGCCAGUUGACACGUCAUGUUAGAAUACACACAGGUGAAAGACCCUUCAAAUGUAAUCUCUGUGGAAAAGCUUUUAACCAGAAGGGGGCACUGGCGACUCAUAUGGUUAAACACACUGGUGAAAAGCCCCAUGCAUGUGGUUUUUGUCCUGCAGCCUUUUCUCAGAAAGGCAAUCUACAGUCUCACAUACAGCGAGUUCAUUCAGAGGCAAAGAAUGGAGCUACAUACGACUGUAAUGAUUGUAGCUGCAUUUUUAAAAGUCUUGGCAGUCUUAAUACUCAUAUUAGCAAGAUGCACGGGAUUGGCGCACAGCAAGCAUCAGCUGCAACUGGUGGAAUACCUCAUGUAAAUAUGGCUGCAACACAACCUCCACCAGUUCCUGAUACUAAUAUCCUACAACCAACUACAGAUGACAAGUGGAAAAAUCAGACAGUAGUUUUUCAAGCUGUACCAGCUCAGACGGACUCCACAGGAACAUCAUCAACUGAAGAACAGGGGCAGCAGCCGGCUGUGACAGAUGUUAUCCAGCAGCUAUUAGAGCUGUCUGAGCCAGUGCCUGUAGAGAAUCAUCAGAAUCAGCAAUCCGAACAACAACUUAACAUAGCAGUUGGGAUUAACAGAGAUAUUUUACAGCAAGCCCUAGAAAACAGUGGUCUUUCAUCAAUCCCAGUUUCAGCACUUCCCACUGACACUACUCAGGGAAAGACGACAGUGCAAGUAAUUGAAUGCCUCUCAAGCCAGCAAAUAGAGUGCAAUGACCAGGAGCACGUGGUAGAGCAAGAGGACCAGGAUACGACUGACAAGAGUGAAAAAAGGAUUAUAAAGAAAAAGUCAUUUUCCACAGGUUCUUUCAGAGAAGAAUGUGGCAUCCGGUGGCACAUUUGUACUUACUGUGCAAAGGAGUUUAAAAAGCCCAGUGAUCUUGUUCGGCAUAUUCGUAUCCACACCCACGAAAAGCCUUUCAAAUGUCUACAGUGUUUCAGAGCCUUCGCUGUAAAAAGUACUUUGACAGCCCACUUAAAGACGCACACUGGCAUCAAAGCUUUCAAAUGUGAAUAUUGCAUGAAAUGCUUCUCCACCUCUGGAAGUUUAAAAGUUCACAUUCGUCUACACACUGGUGUUAGACCAUUUGCUUGUCCACAUUGUGAAAAAAAGUUCCGUACUUCAGGUCACAGAAAGACUCAUAUUGCUUCACAUUUUAAACAGUGUGAAUUGAGAAAAUUACGGCAACAGCGUAAACCUGGUAAAGUUCGUGCUGGAAAAUGUAAUGUUCCAUUAUCUGAGAUUCCUUUACAAGAACCCAUACUCAUCACAGAUCUAGGUCUCAUCCAGCCCAUUCCCCGUAAUAGUCAAUUUUUCCAGAGCUACUUGAUUAAUAAUUACACACAUGAAGUUGAUAGGCCAUAUAAAUGUUAUUACUGCCAUCGAGCAUAUAAGAAAUCCUGCCAUCUUAAACAGCAUAUCAGGUCUCAUACUGGUGAAAAGCCUUUUAAGUGCACACAGUGUGAAAGAGGCUUUGCAUCAUCUGGUGUCUUAAAAGCACACAUCCGAACACAUACAGGAUUAAGGGCUUAUAAAUGCCUUGUAUGUAAUGGGGCUUUCACCACUGGUGGUAGUCUACGGCGUCACAUGGGUAUUCAUAAUGACUUGAGGCCUUAUAUGUGCCCUUAUUGCCAAAAAACAUUUAAAACUUCUUUAAAUUGUAAAAAGCACAUGAAAACUCAUAGAUAUGAGCUUGCUCACCAACUUCAGCAGCACCAGCCAGCAGCUUCAGAAGACACAGUUGAUCAGAUUCAUGUAUCUAAUCAGAUACACGUGGAGAUUGUGGGAGAAGAGCUGCAUCAGACAAACAAUGUGGCCACACAAGAAGAAGCUAUAUUGCAGCUAAGCCCACAGCCUGUUAUAGAUAAUGUUUCAACUGCUUUAGCACAGUCUUUGGCUGAUCAGCCCAUAGAAACAGAUGAAGACAGGUUUGUGACUUCCCAGCAUGUUCUGCAGGAGAAUAUCAGCCACUAUGAUCCCCAAGGAUUGCCUCAGCAAUCAUAUGAUCAACAGGGUCUAACACAGGUUGGCUUUACAGUGACUGAUGGCUUUAGUCAGCAUCCUCAGUUUCCAGCUGUUCAACAACUGCAAGAUUCAAGCACUCUCGAGUCUCAGGCACUUUCAACCAGUUACCAACAACCUGCUCUUUUGGAAGUUUCAUCCGCAGACACCAUCAAUGUAGCUGCACGUCUCAUUCAAGAAGAAUCACAUGAAGAAAUGGAACUGCAGGCCCAGAGUACUCCAUAUUUAGAAACUACAGAUGAUCAUAGUAGGCGAAUCUACAGAUGUGAGUAUUGCAAUAAGGGUUUCAAGAAAUCAAGUCAUUUGAAGCAACAUGUCCGGUCGCACACUGGGGAGAAGCCUUAUAAAUGUAAUAUGUGUGGCCGUGGCUUUGUUUCUUCAGGGGUGCUCAAGUCACACGAAAAAACUCAUACAGGAGUUAAAGGCUACAGCUGCACUAUUUGUAAUGCAGCAUUCACUACAAAUGGCAGUCUGACAAGGCAUAUGUCAACACACAUAAGCAUGAAACCCUAUAAGUGUCCUUUUUGUGAAGAAACAUUCAGGACAACAGUUCACUGCAAGAAGCACAUGAAGAAACAUCAGAAUAUAUCCACAGCUCUUGUUUCUGAUAAUGAUUGUACUGCAAGGGAAGAGGAAGAUAUUGGUCUUGAUGAAGAUGAUGAAAAUUCAGAACGAUCAAAUUCACGAAAAUCUCGUCAUGGCGUUAUCACUUUCACAGAAGAGGAAACGGCAGAACUUGCAAAGAUUCGACCACGGGAAGGCGCUACCAUCUCUGAAAAAGUAUUGGUACAAUCAGCAGCUGAGAAAGACAGAAUAAGUGAAAUUAAAGAUAAACAAGCAGAGAUGGAAACUGAGCCAAAGUUUGCCAACUGUUGCAAUUACUGUCCUAAAAGCUUUAAAAAGCCCAGCGACCUGAUAAGGCAUAUACGAAUCCAUACUGGUGAGAAACCUUACAAAUGUGAUGAAUGUGGAAAGAGUUUUACUGUUAAGUCAACACUGGAUUCCCAUGUGAAAACACAUGGUGGGCAGAAACUCUUUAGUUGUCAUGUCUGUUCCAACUCUUUCUCAACAAAGGGAAGCCUAAAAGUGCACAUGCGCCUACACACAGGAGCAAAACCAUUCAAGUGCCCUCACUGUGAUAUGCGCUUCCGAACUUCUGGGCGAAGGAAGACUCACAUACAGUGUCACUACAAAGGAGACUGCAAAAAGAUAAGGAAGACUAUGCUUCGUAGACAUCUUCCACAAACAGGAGCUCAAAUAUCUAGUACUGCAACAACCACAUCUGAAUCACUACAGCCAAUAAGCCUUCUUAACACUUCUGCAACAGAUCCAAAUGUCUAUAUCACAAACAGUUCUGUUCUUUCCAGCCAAUUUGAUCAAAAUUUACUUCAGCAGGGUCUUGUUGGACAAGCUAUUCUUCCAGCUUCUAUGUCAGCUGGUGGUGACUUAACAGUGUCAUUGUCAGAUGGUAGCCUAGCUACUCUUGAAGGAAUUCAGUUGCAACUUGCUGCAAAUCUGGUUGGUCAGAACGUACAAAUUUCUGGACUAGAUGCUACAGGCAUAAACAACAUUACGCUACAGAUUGACCCCAGCAUUUUACAGCAAACCCUGCAGCACAGCAGUAUUAUUCCUCAACAGCUUUCUGGAGAUCCAGGCACAGCCCAGACACCCAACAGCCUACAGUCAAGCGAGAAUGCUGUACCAGCGAAUGUUGUUCUUCAGCCUAUAACAAGCUUAUCCCUUCAGUCUGCAACAACAUCAUCUUCAAAUAUGACUAUAGGAUCUAUUCCUGAGCAAGAGUCUGUUCUGACCUCAAGCAGUGCAUCUGAUCAAGACCUUUCUCAGGUGAUGACUUCCCAAGGGUUGGUGUCUUCCUCCAAUGGACAACAUGAAAUUACGCUGACUAUUAAUAAUUCAAGUCUGAGCCAUGUUUUGGCUCAUGCUACUGGUACCACACCUACUACAUCAACUGGAUCACCACAGGAAAUAACUCUUACCAUAUCUGGUCAGGAUAUCAUGCAACUUGGCUCUUCUGGAAGCAAUGAACUGACUGGGAACUUGCGACUGAACACAGCUGCAAUAACUAAUCAGUCAUCUGAAACCUCUUUAUCAUUAAGCAGUGAUCAUAUUUUGUCACAGGCCACUACAUUGACAACUACCUCAGAAUUAACAACAUCCACUGGCAGUCUUCCUUGUACAACUUCAAUGACGCAGGCCCCCAUAACUACUCAAAAUUUAGUUAUGUCGUCUGGAGUUGGGGGAGAUGGUAGUGUUACCCUAACACUUGCUGACACACAGGGCAUGCUGUCUGGAGGACUGGAUGCAGUCACUCUUAAUAUCACUUCACAGGGUCAGCAGUUCCCUGGUCUUCUUUCUGAUAGCAGUUUAUCUGGACAAAAUGGUACAGGUUCUCAGCAGGUCAUUCUAGUGAGUCAUGCAGACCAAUCCUCCUCCAACAGCAAUGAGCUCAGUUACCAGGUUUCUGAUGAGGCUUCUCUUGAAAAGACCGAUCACACUGAUAAAGAUGACCAAAUUCAUCAGUGUUUUGAGUGUAAUCAUUACUUCGGUUCAGCUUCCAUAUUAGCAGAUCACAACAAAGAAGUUCAUGGAAAAGAGAGAAUACAUGUUUGCCAUCUGUGUAAUAAAGCCUUUAAAAGAGCAUCUCAUCUGAAGGAACAUAUGCUGACACAUCAGCCUGGUCCUUCACGAAGUUCUCAGAUGCCCAAAUUGUGUAUAUGUGUAACCUGUGACAAAGCUUUUGCCAAGCCCAGUCAGCUGGAAAGACACAAGCGAAUUCACACAGGUGAACGUCCGUUUCAGUGCACGCUAUGUGAGAAAGCUUUUAACCAGAAGAGUGCACUACAGGUGCAUAUGAAAAAACACACUGGGGAAAAGCCUUAUAAAUGUGAUUACUGCUCAAUGACCUUCUCACAGAAAUGUAAUAUGAAGCUACAUAUGAGGCGUAGCCAUGCUUAUCCUGAUCUUAUAGAGGAAGUUUCAAUGCAUCCAGAUGAAGGUGGACAAGACAUCACUCAAACUCUUAAUCUGGAAGAGGUUGUUCAGGAGCAGUCAAAUGACUGGCAGUGUGGCAUAUCCAAUGUUUUUCGAUGACGUCUCCUAAUGUACAAACUGUUAUUAUGACUUUAUUUUUGCUAGUCAAUUUAUUUAAAAAAAAUACAGACAUCAGUAUUGUUUGAAAAAUAUUUAAAACAUGGGAGUGGGUUUUAUGCCACAUGAACCCACAGUAGCUUUUGUCAAUGUUGAAGAAACUGUUUAUGGUUUUUCAUUUGAUCAGAACUACAGCAAUACUCAGGUACCUCUGAAUAAAGAUAUCACUACCUUCCGUUGAAAUUGAUGAACCUUUUAGAUUCUUCUUGAUAUUUGGGCGGCUCAAGACUGUCAGGAUAAGUUGAAAAUAUUGGGUUUUGUUGUAUUAUAGUUAACAAAAAAGUUUUGUAGAGAUGAAAGUGUAAAAAGCAAGUUGUCACAAACAAAAUAAACUCUAGCAGAAGAAUGUUCUGUUCCGAACAACAUUGUUAAUUUUGUUCUUGAGUAUUACAAGAUGUUCUUGUGUUUAAUUUUACUUGACUGACGGAGAAGUGGCUGGGCCACCAUCUUAUGUGAAAUACUGAGGAAGAAAUUUAAAGAUGUCUGAGACGUCACACAGUUGUUUAAUUUUAAUAAAUGUUUUUCAUUGACCAUUUUCA